Messenger RNA from Zychaea mexicana, 381 nucleotides. RefSeq lists its product as uncharacterized. The transcript has a single exon. The record is from RefSeq and is a predicted model, not a curated record. Lineage: Eukaryota; Fungi; Mucoromycota; Mucoromycetes; Mucorales; Lichtheimiaceae. The coding region runs from base 1 to 381 and encodes 126 amino acids.
AUGGCUGUUGACGACAUCUCAUGCAGUGAUAAUAGCGACGACUACGAUUUAACGUUCAAACCUAUUGCACCAGCUGACUACGUGUGGACGUUGAUCAAGUAUACUCCUCAUCAGGUGGCAAAGAUGAUCGGUUUGGUGGAGUAUAAGAAGCUGUCCGUGCGAAAAGCAGCUGAAUUGACCAACAUCAGUAAUUCACGCACCCAUCAGUUGUACAAGCAACACAAAGAAGACAGCAGUCUGACUCCAGGUUAUAAGGCCAAGAACCAGAUAAAGAGACUGCGCAAGAUCGACCUCACCGAUGAACAAAGGCAAAUCGUGGAUCUCUACGUCAAAAGCGUAGCUGACCAAAAUGCGAACGUCGUAAAGGUCAAGGAUGCGUAG